AUGCCGGGCGCCCUUGGCCAGGCUCUUGUCAACUUCACCACAAGCGGCACAUUCCCGGAAGAAGAUGCGUCGGCUCUUAAGUUAAGCUCUGAGGCGCUCCCCCAGGCCAUCGAGGCGCUCUCACAGGCCAAAUCCACCCUCGAGGCCGAAAUACACACCAUCAAUGAACAGACCGAACUAGACGUCGCGACCUGGAAAGCGAACGCUGCCUCCCUCCAGUCCGACAUUCUCCGAUCACGCCAGACCGCGAACGACAUCCUACGACAGGCUUCCGAACCCGCCGUCUCCGGGGAGGCAACACUCGAGGCGGAGGAGAAGGUCGCAUUCCUACAGGCCGAGCUUGCCUACAACACGCGCGUACGCCAGGCCCUCGCCUCCAUCAAGAACGUCAGCGGGCUGCUUGACCAGGCGGGGCAGGCAUGUGGCGAGCGGCGCAUAUUGGAUGCGCUGGGCCUCCUCGAGACGGCAUGGGAGGCUCUUGAUACACUGCCCGUCGGAAAGGGUGUGCGCGUUGUGCGGCUGUUGGACCUGAGGGCCCUGGAGCUGAAGAACACCGUGCACGAGGUCUUCGAGCAUGUCUGGCAGGGUCUGGUGCACGUCGAUAUGGAGAGGAGGACCGUCUCGGUCCGAGAGACGAUGGAGGGCGAGGCAAUGAACCUCUCCAAUGCUGCUACCGGGCUCAAGGCAUACAAGGAGGUCGAUCAGCGCAUGGCGCAGCUGUGGCAUGAGAUUGACCAGGCCAUCGUGGCGCCUCGCAUGGAUGUCAGCAGCGAGGCCUUGCCAGCCGUUGUCAUCGACGGUGAUGCACUGCGAACAGAGGGCCCAGCAGACCGGUCGAUAGACGCCCUCUUCGCCGACAUGGAUACGGUGCUCUCUUAUUUUUCGCAGCGGCUCCCGACAGACCUGAUCGACUCUCUGUCCACUUUGAUGAUGCCGGACAUCGCAAGCCGGAUCAUAUCUCUCUGGCUGGACCCGGCUGUCCCUGCAUCGCUGAAGGAGAUGGACUAUUUUGAGAGCAUUAUGGCGGUUGCGAAGCGUUUCUGUAUGAGACUCACAGAGUUGCGGCUGUCUGGCUUCAAUGAACUACAGGAAUGGGUCGACGAUGCGCCCAAAGUCUGGCUCGCAAAGUGUAGAGAAACUGCAUUAGACACGGUACGAAACCGGCUGUCUGGCGGGCUCGGAUCUUCCAAGAAAGUGGAGAGGGUUGAGAAACAGAUGGUCUCGCGCGCUGAGGGUCAGGAGCUUGCAGCCGCACCGGCCACUGCCGCUGCCGCCGCUGCCGAAGACGAUGACUGGGGGGCAUGGGACGAUGAAGGCGAUCAGCAAGAUGCGGCUCCUCAGGAGACCAAGGAAGAGGCCCCAAAAUCGGCAGAGGGCGAGGACGAGGACGGGGCAGAUGCAUGGGGAGCCUGGGGCGACGAGGGUGAGUCGCAGGAGACGGCAGAACCAGAAACCCCAGCAUUAAAACAGGGAGAAGGCAAUGGCGGCAACGACGACGACGAUGAGGGCGGUGCGGCAUGGGGGUGGGGGGAUGACGAUACCCAGGCAGAGCCCCAGAGCGCGCCUGUGGCCAGACAACCAGCCUCAGCGACCACGCCAGCCGAGCGACAAAGGGAAAUGACCCUCAAAGAGACAUACAACAUCUCUUCAAUGCCGGAACCUGUUCUACAGCUUAUAUUUGCCAUUCUGGAGGAUGGCGCAAUCUUGACGCAAACAGAACAUCAGGGCAGUCCUGUGGCCAAAGCUGCCGCUGGCCUGUUCGCCCUGCCCACCCUGGCACUGGCCAUGUUCCGAGCCGUUGGCCCCUAUUACUAUGCGCUUGAUAUAGGAGGCAACAUGUUUUUAUACAACGACACAACUUAUCUAGCAGAGAAGCUCAGCGAGUUCGCAGCAUCAUGGAAGGCACGUGAAGACCUGAGCACACAAGCACAGAGAUCACUGCGUCUCGACAACGACAUCAAGAUGCUCCAAAGCUUUGCCGCCCGUGCGUAUAGCAACGAGAUGAACAUACAAAAAACCGUCCUCCGGGAUCUGCUAGGAGGUGAACAAAGCCUUCUCAUGCAGGAUGAUACUGAUAGCUGUGUCGACGCCGCCACCACGCGCGUACGGUCUCUCGCACUCACCUGGGAGACCAUCCUGGCGAGGUCGGCCUGGUAUCAAGCCGUCGGCUCGCUGGUAGACGCUCUCUCGCUCAAGAUCAUCUCGGACGUCAUGGAGGCGCCGUCCAUCGGCCAGGAGGACGCCUACAAUAUCGCCAAGCUGAUCGCGAGUGUGACCGAGCUGGACGACCUGUUCGUGCCGGGCCGCCGCAAGGCAGGGGGAGAAGAAGAGCAGCACGCGGCGCCCCAGACGAUGCAGUACGCGCCAUCAUGGAUGCGGCUCAAGUACCUUAGCGAGGUGCUGCAGUCCAACCUGCGGGAUGUGCGGUUCCUGUGGAUGGACAGCGAGCUGAGCCUGUUCUUCACCGUAGACGAGGUGGUGGACCUGAUCAAUCUGAGUUUUGAGGAUAACGCGAGGACGAGGGAGGUUCUCAAGGAAAUCACGGGGCAUCCGCAUCCGCGGCAGGAGGAGCACGAGGGAUGGUAG
Molecule: messenger RNA, 2586 nt
Organism: Cryphonectria parasitica EP155
Lineage: Eukaryota; Fungi; Ascomycota; Sordariomycetes; Diaporthales; Cryphonectriaceae
Exons: 5
Coding region: 1-2586 (861 amino acids)
Biological process (GO): mitotic spindle assembly checkpoint signaling; endoplasmic reticulum to Golgi vesicle-mediated transport
Cellular component (GO): RZZ complex
Source: RefSeq, a predicted model, not a curated record